ACUCACGGAGUUUCACAAGCGGGGUAUAGCGAGUAAAAGCAACGGACUGGAAAGCAAGGACGGAGAGGUCCAGUAUUUUUCUAAGAAGGACUUACCUUUAAAAUGUGAAGAGGGCAGAAUGUGCCUGUCGGAAGUGUCCCUUGUGGCAGUGCUACCGGACUGCACUCCGCAAGCACCAGAGCCGUGAGCGACCAGGAGGCGCCGACCAUGACGCACCCCAACGCCAGCGGCGUGAGCUCCAACAUCAGCGACACCUUGGACGGCCUGGGCUCUGGCAACUUCUACCGUCCCUUCUCCGUGUUCAGCGUGUUGACGCUCACGCUGCUCGCCAUGCUGGUGGUGGCCACGUUCGUGUGGAACCUCCUGGUGCUGUUGACCAUCUUGAGGGUACGAACCUUCCACCGCGUGCCCCACAACCUGGUGGCGUCCAUGGCGAUCUCUGAUGUGAUGGUGGCGGCGUUGGUGAUGCCCCUCAGCCUGGUCCACGAGCUGAACGGGCGUCUGUGGAAACUGGGCAGGGUCCUCUGCCAGGUGUGGAUCUCCUUCGACGUCCUCUGCUGCACGGCAAGCAUCUGGAACGUCACCGCCAUCGCCCUGGACCGCUAUUGGUCGAUCACCAGGCACCUGGAAUACACUCUGAAAACCAGGAAGAGGAUCUCCAACGUGAUGAUCGCCCUCACCUGGCUUCUGUCCUCGGUCAUCUCCCUGUCGCCGCUCUUUGGCUGGGGGGAGACUUACUCUGAGGACGCGUUGGAAUGCCAGGUGAGCCAGGAGCCCUCCUAUACCAUCUUCUCCACCUUCGGAGCUUUCUACCUGCCGCUGUGUGUGGUGCUGUUUGUCUACUGGAAGAUCUACAAGGCUGCCAAGUUUCGCAUCGGCUCGCGCAAGAACAACACCAUCACGCCCAUGGCUGAGGUGAAGGAGGCCUCCCGGCAGCCCCAGAUGGUGUUCACCGUCCGCCACGCUACCGUGACAUUCCAGACGGACGGCGACACGUGGCGCGAGCAGAAGGAGAAGAAGGCGGCCCUCAUGGUGGGCAUCCUCAUCGGGGUCUUCGUCCUCUGCUGGAUCCCCUUCUUCAUCACGGAGCUCAUCGUGCCCCUCUGCUCCUGCAACAUCCCGCCCAUUUGGAAGAGCAUCUUCCUCUGGCUGGGCUACUCCAACUCUUUCUUCAACCCGCUUAUCUACACGGCCUUCAACAAGAACUACAACAACGCUCUGAGGAACCUGUUCUCUCGCCAGCGAUGAGCCCCCCCCCCCCCCCCCCCGGACACCUGGAGAUGGGCUUAAGAUGUAAUGUCGCAGGCCUCCACUAACACCACACUCCACACGCGUUCGAUAUUUGUGGCUUUUUAGCUUUACAUCUCCAAAACACGAACGCAUUUUGGGGGAUCUGAGCGUCAAAGGAAAUCGGCAAGAAGCAUGUGCAAAGACGUACCUGGACGUACUAGGUGCUACGUUUCUGAAGUGUUUGAAAACUUCGGACUCACAGACAAAGAUGUGAGCACCAAGCAGGAACAAUACGUUUUUCAAAAAAAGGACCGAAGGACAUCUGACAACAGCCUUUCUCACUGGAUGCUUGUAUGGAGACAAAACGAAAUGCUCAUUCUAUCUCUCACAACAACACUUUCAUCUUGUGAUUUAAUGGAUGCAACAUAAAUAGCAGUGAGUGGGAGGUGCUGGGUAACUCUUCUUUGAUCCAAUAAUUAGGACCACAUGGGGAUUAAACUGUCAUUUGUGGGCUGCAUUCUCCCUUAGAAAUAUACAUUAUCUGUCUCACUGACCAGGGAUAGUAUGUAAUUUAAAAAGUAGUGGUGAAACGUGUUUGGAAACAGAAAUCCCAUAUCAUUGUGAUUACUUUGAAAAGGAUUCAAAAUAACUGAUAAAGCACGAUUGCUGUAUUUCACCAUCAAAAAAUUAAUAUAAUCAUGUAGUGGAAUUACCUGAAAUAAAGACAUAAGCUUGAGU
Molecule: messenger RNA, 1968 nt
Organism: Osmerus eperlanus (European smelt)
Lineage: Eukaryota; Metazoa; Chordata; Actinopteri; Osmeriformes; Osmeridae
Gene: htr5ab
Product: 5-hydroxytryptamine (serotonin) receptor 5A, genome duplicate b
Exons: 3
Coding region: 208-1248 (346 amino acids)
Biological process (GO): chemical synaptic transmission; adenylate cyclase-inhibiting serotonin receptor signaling pathway; G protein-coupled receptor signaling pathway, coupled to cyclic nucleotide second messenger
Cellular component (GO): plasma membrane; dendrite
Molecular function (GO): G protein-coupled serotonin receptor activity; neurotransmitter receptor activity; serotonin binding
Source: RefSeq, a predicted model, not a curated record